This is a messenger RNA of Saccostrea echinata, 1474 nucleotides long. RefSeq names its product microfibril-associated glycoprotein 4-like. Lineage: Eukaryota; Metazoa; Mollusca; Bivalvia; Ostreida; Ostreidae. The record is from RefSeq and is a predicted model, not a curated record. The coding region runs from base 1 to 873 and encodes 290 amino acids. The transcript has 7 exons.
AUGUCUGAAUUCCAGAAUGCGUCCACCUGUUUGGAGCUACGUGCCCUUGUCCCAGCUGUAUCAGGCGUGUACAGAAUAUACCCAUGGAGAGACAGCCAGAGACUUGUAGACGUGUACUGUGAUAUGAAGACACAAGGAGGGGGAUGGACGAAAACACUAUAUGAUCGAUAUGACCAGUUCUACAUCACAGACGAGGCUGAUGACUACAGAAUCCAGCUGGCAGGAAACACUACAGGAAGUCUUGCGUCCACUUGUUUGGAGUUACAUACUCUUGUCCCAGCUGUAUCAGGCGUGUACAGAAUUUACCCAUGGAGAGACAGACGGAGACCUGUAAACGUGUACUGUGAUAUGAAGACAGAGGGUGGGGGAUGGACGGCUAUACAAAGACGUGUUUACGGUCCUGUGCGAUUCAACAGAACAUGGAAUGAGUACAAGAAAGGAUUUGGAUCAGCAGAAACGGAGUAUUGGCUAGGAAAUGACCUCAUUCACAAAUUGACCGUCGAAAGUACAACUUCUUUGUAUGUUUCCAUAAUAUUGACCAAUAGAACAACACUAUAUGAACGAUAUGGCCAGUUCUACAUUACAGACGAGGCUGAUGGCUACAGACUCCAUCUGGCAGGACACACAACAGGAAGUCUUGGAGACAGUAUGAGAGACUCGUGGCCUAACUGGAACAUCAAUGGAAUGAAAUUUUCGACGGCUGACAGAGACAAUGAUUUGUGGCCAGAGGGCCCAUGUGGACGCCGGUGGGGAGGGUGGUGGUUUAAUCACUGUGGAAAAACAUUUUUAAAUUCCGACCAUCUAUAUACACCUUGGGACCCAAAGGUGUCCAAAAAAUCGCAUAUCCGUGAAACGAUGAUGAUGAUUAAAUAAUUGUAUUUCUUAACAUGUAAACACCAAUAUUCACUAUAUAUACAGAUCCUGAAACUUGCUACUACCCCACACGCACGCUGCAAGAACGCUACACACUCGCUACACGGUUUGCCCGAAGCGCUGCACGCGCACUGUGUACACGCAACGCAUUGUUUCUCAAGUUUCUCAAACCCUUUGAACACGCGAUUUUCGCACGCGUUGGCCUCGAUUUUGAUUUUCUAUUCGGACAUUAUUUAAAUUACUACGUAUUAUUCAUAGAUUAAUUAGAAUCGCAAUCUUUCAAAAUACGUUAAGUUUAAACUCGCUACACCAGUACUAUAUAAACCGAUAGAAGUAUUCAAUGGUUCAGUUUUGAUUCAUUAAUUAACAAUUGUCAGUUCGUAUUUAAUCUGUCUGUUUACAGUUGAAAAGCCAAUCAUCGUCUACGUACAAACAAUUUUGCUAGCGUCGAAAUUACCCGAUGCAUGAAAAUCUAUACAAUAUAAUUGCCAUUCAUAAUCUCUUACAGCAUUAGGUGUUUUUACAAUAAUGCUUUUAUAUGUAAAGAAAAAAAAAUCUUUUUGUACUGGAAUAUAAACUCAUUUAUUGAUAUUUAUUUAAU